AGCGCAACGCCGCCCAUCGAACGCGACGCGACGCGACCGGAGAGAACUCUGACGUCAACACGUGAGCGGCUCGACCCGAAGCGGGAAAACUAGCAUUAGCCUACACUCUAAUAAACUGCACACAAAACUGUGAGCAUUCAACGAACUUGAACUCAGAGAGGAAGCAAGCAGCCCACUUCCUAUCGUCAUGGUAACAGCAUGUGAAUGCGUUGAGCCAGAGCAGCGAGCUAGAGAGAGACAGCGAUAGAGUGGGAACAGCAUCACACGGCACGGCUCGGUCUCCAGGGCGAAUGAAAGGUAAGACGAAGGGUACGAUUUUGAGGACGAUUGGGUUUGGCCAUCCUCAGAGAUCUGGGAAAUGUGCUUUACUGCAUUUAAAGGUUGUGCAUGUCAAGCUUGAAGGAGCUAAUGGAAUAUCUCUGCAACAGAUUCAUGGGAAAGUGCUGAACCAAAAUCGAAGAUGGAAAACACAACCUUGGUUUGCUCUGCCCAAGGCUGGCGUGGCCCGAACGUUUCAACCUUUUCAUCCGAGUGGGAUGAUAGCGUGAACUCCUUCCUGACGGCACCUGACGUGAUCAAACCCCCUCCACAGUUCCAGGAUCCAGAGGAGCCGAGCCAGGCAUCACCCACUAACUCUGCUGCGGUGAUAAGACGAGAUAAAGACUGCGUGAGGAAAGAGCGUAGGAGUCGACCGGCCAGCAACAUAGAGCUCCACAGACGCUCCUUGUCACUUUCCACCACCGUCAACUCCAACCCUGCCGUGGCUCGGCGUCGGUGCGAAAGCUAUGCACUUUCUUAUCCCAGCAGCAGCUCGGAGGACAGCGGCAGCGACAGCACCUCCACCAGGAGAGGAGAUCGACUCCCGGAUGCCGUGCCGCGAUCUAGAUCUCGGAGCAUCGUCCUUAAGAAGUCCACAAGGAAACCGGCUCCACCUGUGCGAACAGUGUCUCUGCAAAGACUCGCAGCCGAGCACAAAUUACAGGGGCUUCCUUUGAAAAAAGACGCCCAAAACGUCAUGAUACUGCCAGAUCUCAUUCCAACCUCAAAGCAAGAAGUCGGUAAAGUCAGCAAGAAACCGACAGCUGAAGCACCCAGCAAGACACUGAAGAGCGCUUCCUCCAGUCACCGAGCUCUAAAUGAGCUUCGAUCCAGCGAACCCUGCAAGUCGGGCUUAGUGGCAACCCCAAUAAAGGAAGGUACCCCUAAUAGUUAUGAAAUAAACACAUCCCCGUCUUCUUCCCACUCCUCACCCUCCCAGCCUUCCAUCUCUUCUCCUUCCAAACGCUUCGGGUCGAACUCGCCAUCGAGUGGCUAUGCGAGCCAAUGCGAAACACCCACUCAAUCAGUCCUGUCCUCAGGACCUUCUCAGCUGGGCGGCCGAAUGCGCCAUAAGCCUUCCAGCGUUAUUCCCGGUCAAAGGGCGAGAAACCGCAACGCGAGGCUAUCUCUUCAGCUCCCUGAACCUCAGCAGCACGCUCCUGACCCAGAGCCUUCCAAAGUAAACCGCCGCUACUCAGACAGCACCGAAGCCACCAGACCCAAGCAAAGGAUGAGCAACAGCUUGUUGAUCAUGCCCAUGGUUACUCAGGAGGAUCUGAACAAUGUACGCUUGCGCUCGGUUAGCAGCACCGAUCUUGAGAAUGCGCAGGAUGCUUCAGUCGACGUGAUAGAGGAGGAGAUCUCUUUAAGCCCGACAAAUCAGCAAAAAGCCAAACCUCCGGUGGCUCCCAAGCCCCAGAGGAGUAAGUGGCCGCCCAAUGCCAAGGUUCAGCCACGUUUGGGAACGGCUUCCGAUCCAGAACCGGCGGCAGUCAAACCCAGCGAGAAACAGGAAGAUAUUUACGCGAUGAUUAACAAAGUAAAACCCACAGUGACUGUACCAGCACAUCAUCUGAAGCAGCAGAAGGACUGCUACUUUUUGGAAGGACAUUCUCCACAGAGAGAGUCCCAUCAGCCACAGAAUCCAAACGUGCUCCCCUACAACACAACCAACCAAUAUGAACUUCCCAAGAAGCGAAGAGCCCCACCACCGCCUCUGACGAAGACACCAGCUGUGGACAGUUCACUUUAUUAUAACUCAGCUUCUCAGAAAAGCCCCGAUGACCCCUUGUCUCCAAGUAAACUCAAGUCCCCGAAGUCUCCGAUGUCUGCGAGUCAGUAUCAUGUUACACUAUAUGGCGUCAUUCCAUCUUACCCUAUGGUCAUUGAGCAAGAGCACUCUCAUGCACCAGUUACUAAUACAGAUCAGCCAACUUACGAUGUAGAGAAGAGGGACCGAAUGCCUGACCUUGGACCUCUACAACUGGUAGGAGAGGAAGAUGAUGUAUUUCUUUACAAGUCCAAAUCCCAAACAACGGAGGACCUGUUUACCAUAAUUCACAGGUCUAAAAGAAAGCUCCUGGGACGCAAAGACUCCUUUGAAAACAAGCCGGGUGACCCGGGCACUCAGACACUCGGCAGCGGAGCGUCCAAAAUCAGUUCUCAAAACGACAACUUCAUGGCUUUUCUCAGAAGGACAAGAAGUGCCAAGGCUAGUUGCGGUGAGCGAAUCUCAGCCACGGAGCUCCUCAGAAGCUCCAAGCCCACGACUACCAUCGCAGCAAACAUGACCCACUGCAAAAAUAGCUAUGUACAGUCACAUGGUCCCUAAAGCACCUUUUUUUCCCAGUCAUGUUUUAUAUCUAAAUUAGUUUGUGACAAAUGCCAUGUUAAAGUUUCUGGAAUAAUAUAUUAAAAGUAUCGGCUUGUAAAUAUUUGCUUUUGUUUUGAAUAAAGUAGAACAUUGAGAAGUUAAGACGUAUAUAUCUUCCUGAAACGCGUACGUUGUCGUGAAAGAUAACAGAAUGAUUCACCUUUGUAAAUUCAAAUAUAGCUUUAUGUGUUCAUGUACAUAUAAAUGUUUUAAGAGUUGAGAUGCUAUCCUGAGGAAAUAUUAAAGUUCUAUUCACUAUGCUACUGGAUAUUUAAACAUAAAGUAUUUGUUGUGUUUCGACUUCCUGCCUUCUAUGAGGAAGACUAUUGUAUAUCAAUGACUGUUUUAAAGAUGUUCCGCUGUAUAUUUGCACACGUUCAGUAUAUUAAAUUACUUUUCAGAAGUAA
Molecule: messenger RNA, 3099 nt
Organism: Puntigrus tetrazona (Sumatra barb)
Lineage: Eukaryota; Metazoa; Chordata; Actinopteri; Cypriniformes; Cyprinidae
Product: NHS-like protein 2
Exons: 5
Coding region: 461-2650 (729 amino acids)
Biological process (GO): cell differentiation
Source: RefSeq, a predicted model, not a curated record